Molecule: messenger RNA, 2647 nt
Organism: Carassius auratus (goldfish)
Lineage: Eukaryota; Metazoa; Chordata; Actinopteri; Cypriniformes; Cyprinidae
Gene: prkacbb
Product: protein kinase, cAMP-dependent, catalytic, beta b
Exons: 11
Coding region: 176-1240 (354 amino acids)
Biological process (GO): protein phosphorylation
Cellular component (GO): cytosol; nucleus; cAMP-dependent protein kinase complex
Molecular function (GO): ATP binding; cAMP-dependent protein kinase activity
Source: RefSeq, a predicted model, not a curated record
CCUCGCGCUGCUCUCUUCCGCAGCAAAGGAAGAGAAGAGAAGAGCGCUGCGAGAAAGUCAAGAGACUCCGCGCUCAUCAUCCGCUGCCGAGGGAUCUGUCCCGCCACCGAUUCCCGGUCCGUAGACCGUCGUGUCGAUCCGUACCACAGGGCCGCGGCGCGGAGAUCAGCGCAUCAUGGGGAACGCAGCUACCGCCAAGAAAGGCAAUGAACUGGAGAGCGAGACUUUUGUGAAAGAGUUUCUAGCCAAAGCCAAAGAAGAUUUCUUGAGAAAAUGGGAAUCACCACCACAGAGCACAACAGGUUUAGAGGACUUCGACAGACUGAAGACGCUGGGCACAGGCUCUUUUGGGAGAGUCAUGCUGGUUAAACACAAGGCUUCAGAUCAGUUCUAUGCCAUGAAGGUUCUGGACAAGCAAAAGGUGGUGAAGUUGAAACAAGUGGAGCAUACGCUAAAUGAGAAGAGAAUAUUACAAGCAGUCUCCUUCCCGUUCCUCGUCAGAUUGGAAUAUGCCUUCAAGGACAACUCUAAUCUGUAUAUGGUGAUGGAGUAUGUACCAGGAGGAGAGAUGUUCUCACAUCUCAGACGGAUCGGAAGGUUUAGUGAACCUCAUGCACGGUUUUACGCUGCACAGAUUGUCCUGACUUUUGAGUACCUCCACUCUCUAGACCUCAUCUACAGAGACCUGAAGCCUGAAAACCUACUCAUUGACCAGCAUGGAUAUAUACAGGUAACAGACUUUGGUUUUGCAAAAAGAGUAAAAGGCAGAACCUGGACUUUAUGUGGAACUCCAGAGUACUUGGCACCAGAGAUCAUCCUCAGCAAGGGAUACAACAAGGCUGUGGACUGGUGGGCCCUUGGCGUUCUCAUAUAUGAAAUGGCAGCUGGAUAUCCCCCGUUUUUUGCAGACCAGCCUAUACAGAUCUAUGAGAAGAUUGUGUCUGGAAAGGUACGAUUCCCCUCACACUUCAGUUCUGAUCUGAAAGAUCUGUUGAGGAAUCUGCUGCAGGUGGACCUGACCAAGCGCUUCGGCAACCUGAGGAACGGUGUCAAUGAUAUCAAAAACCACAAAUGGUUUGCCACAACGGAUUGGAUAGCCAUCUAUGAGAGAAAGGUGGAGGCGCCCUUCAUCCCAAAGUGCCGAGGUCCUGGAGACACCAGCAACUUUGACGACUAUGAAGAGGAAGACAUUCGUGUAUCUGUUACAGAAAAGUGCGCAAAGGAGUUCUCCGAGUUUUAGUUACGGACACAUCAAAGCUAGACAUAUAUGCAUAUAUACAUAUAUUUACUAUUAUCUAUAUAUGUAUAUGUGUGUGUGUGCAUCACACACCUCAAAUAAGGGUAUCUUUGCACUCUAAAGACCUGGGAUGAGCAGAGAGCACAUCACCUUCAGAGUUCUUGUGUACUUCCUUCAUUCCUUCGGGCUUUAGAGGUCACCGGGUUCUUACCCAUCAUGCACUGGCACAUCGGUUCACUCUCUUCCUGCUCCACUUUCACUUUCAGACAACCUGUUUGACAUUGUGUUCCCCGUUUAAAAGCUUAUUUUUUUGACUGAUGUUUAAGUAAGGCAUUACAGAUAUGUGGGUGGGGGGGGGGGGCACAGACACAAAGGCCAAUUCAGCAUUGUUACACCAAUUAAUUAGUUUUUUGUUGUUGUUGUUCAUGGCGGCGUCAUACAGUGUUGUUAUUUGAAUAAUUUGACAUUGCCUGCACCUAUUGGCAUUUUUUUUGGUGUUACACGUCCGUGUCCUUUUUAUCUUCACAUUUAGACCAAAACAACUGACAACUUUUUCAGGUCUUUUUUUUUUUUUGUCGUUGUUACAUGUGCAAAUCUGUCGAAUUAGAGCAUUUAAUUUUUUUUUUAAUCACGUUGUGUGUUGAAAGCAUGACCAAACCCAUCGUGUUGUGAACGGCAGAGGAAGAGCUCUUAACUCUUCUUCAUUACAGAGCCCACAGAUUGAUUGCAUUACAGAUGUUACAGUGAUCUUUAUAUCACCAUGUUACAGUUGAAGGUCCAGUCUCAUGCAUAUACUGACAGAUGUUGUUAGCAAUAUAAAACAUAUCUUAUUUUACCACUUUUGUGCAUUUUUAUUCAUUAUAACGAGGUUUUAUUCUGAAGUAGGAGAUAAAACCUUUUAAACGAGUGCUGUUUAUAAUUUGAUAUUUUAAGAAAAACGGCAAAUGCAUUGGUGCAGCUGCUGUAGGAUGAGUUAAUUAUCACAGAGAGGCACUCAUCAGUUACAUAUCAGUUUGUCACCGUUUUUUAAUUAGUCAAUGUUGAAGCUGUUUUGCAAAGUUCUCUCUUAACUGAAAAUUGUAAAACUGCCAAAACGCCAUGUUGUCUCCUUCAUUGUUGCUGUUGAACUUUUGUCCUCCUUUUUAUUCGUAUGACCGAAUGUAGAGUUGAAACUUCUAGAUAUGCAUAUUGUUUGAGUUCUGAGGUACAUUCUCACAGUCAUAUACUAAGAAACUGACUCUGUUACAAAGAAAGAGAGAAAAAAACCGAGGUUGGUAAGCCUCUUCUCCUUUGUAUCACCUAUAACCCAGUUAUUGUUCAGCUCAUAAUGCGUAUAUGCAUUAUUUCUUAUAAAUGUUUUUAUUUAUACACACAUUAGAGAGAUGCUAAUAAAUUUUAUUUUUAAGACUG